ACCUUGACUCUCCCCGUCUGUCUCUCCACCCUCCUCCCUUCCCCUUCAUCCCACAGGAACCCUGCUCUGCGCAGAUAAGGACGGCCUGCUGCUAAUUUUACGCAGGAAGGCAGGAAAUGUUAAGUGAAGACUUUGCUAUGCCACAAACAACAGAGCAACCCUGGCCCUGCAGAAGAUCCUGUGUGCCACAGAGUUGAGCCGUCCGGGGCUGAAAGACAGACACGGGGGCAGAGAGGAGGGUCUCGACAACUGAAAAGCUGAACACAUACAGAAUAAAACAGAGGAAUAAAUUAAAAGGAAGUGGACUAAAGGGUUGAGGGGAGACCGUGUCCUCUCUUGGACACCUCUCUUGGAGCUAUGGCAGAUAACAGCACUCAUCCUAUUGUGGAAAUACUGGUGUCUUUUGGAUUAAGGGAUGUGAUACUGGCUUUCUGUCUUUCUAUGGUUGUUGGUCUACUGCUGGGUGCUAUGGUCUACAUGUCUUUGACUUGGAUGUCCCGUCGUCGGGCCUCAGCAAAUAUCACACGCCUCCCCGUUCACCAUUCCCGUUCCACCACCCGCUCUUCCUCACCACGCUCUCGUCCUGGCUUCAGUCGACACAGCAGCAGCUACGACAGACGCAGCAAUAACAGUCUGGCUAACGCUGCCUUUUCUUUCCAUCGGCAGGCCUCUACCUCACCAACAGACUAUGGUGACUCGUCUGGCCGCAAAUCGAGUUUCAGGGCCUCUACCUUCCAUCCUCUUAUCCAGUGUAGUCAGAUUGCUCGUGAGGCAGAGGAGGCUACCCAGGGCAGCCUGCCGCGGACCCCAACACUAUCAACAAGCCCUGGUGCGGCUGGUUCAAACAACACAGUCAGUUCUAUGAUUACUCCACCCAGGGCCAGAGCCAGACCCGAUUCCUUCUGGGGCAACAGCGAUCUAAGAGGUUUUCAGGCUGGCCAGACUCCACCACCUGCCUAUGAUAGUAUCAUACGAGCCUAUCAGGAGACGACCACGUGAAGGAAGGAUAGAAAGGAUAGUUGGGAGAAGAUGAAUAAAUAGACUUGGACUAGAAAAUCGGACAUCAGACAUCUCAGUUCCAGGUUCCUUCUGGGGUCCCAAAACCCUAGCAGACACGGCCAGUUUUCUCUUAUGUAUUAUAUUUAUGUGUUAUUUUGUGUUUGUGAACACACGUGCAAAGUUGAUUUGAAAUGCAUAUAUAGAGAAAGUAAGAAAGAGAGAGAGAGAGGAAGAGAGAUGAGCUAAAUAGAGAAAAAACAGGAAAUAAUAAGGGUUCAAUUCAUGGUGUUGGACCUUAAAGGGAUACUCUGGAGAAAUAUGAAAAUUACUCCAUGAUUUACUCACCCUCAAGCCAUCCUCGAUGUACAUGAUUAUCUUUUUUCAGACAAACACAAUCAAAGUUAUAUUAGAAAAUGUCCUCGCUCACUCUUUAAUGGUCUUACAUUGUGGGACCAUUAUACUGAUGUCUAUUAAAGAGAAUUUUUACAAACUAUUUCUAUUACAAACUUCAAUUAGUAAAAUAAUUUUGCACCAUACUCAUUAGAUUGAGUGUUUAUUGCUUGGUGUUCCAGGGAUUCUGGUCUGUGUAUCAUUUUUCAGCAUAAUUGUACUCAUAGGAAUAAACUGACACAAAGAUUUUGCAAUAGCUUUUUUCUUUUUAUUGCUACAUCUGCAUGUUCUCACAGAAUAAAACUUAUUUUGCAUGUC
Molecule: messenger RNA, 1707 nt
Organism: Paramisgurnus dabryanus
Lineage: Eukaryota; Metazoa; Chordata; Actinopteri; Cypriniformes; Cobitidae
Gene: myct1a
Product: myc target 1a
Cellular component (GO): nucleoplasm
Source: RefSeq, a predicted model, not a curated record